GUGAGGUUGGCACAGUGGAGCAUUUCUGGCUUGUGCCCAUACAGUUGUUUCAGGUACAGUUAACUGAGAAGGAAAGCAUGGAGCCAACUUGGUUUAUGUGAAAUGAUAGUUAAGUUUCAUGUACCUGUUGGACAUCUGUAUGGAUCUGUCUGGAAAUCAGGGAAAAAUGCAAUUUCCGUUGUGAGCUACCUCCACAGAAUUUUAUGGUACAGCCUCACUGACAGUGCCACUGAUGCCAAUGUGGAAUAAAGUAUCCGGAGUCCAUCUUUCACCAGCUUCUCCUGAGCUUGCUUUGGACCAUGACCACUCAUCUCCUGCAGUGGGAUGCCUUCCUCCUGAUGCCAUUGUCUCCUCCCCAGAGAACGUGCAUACCGACAACGGUAUUGUGAGCCAUGCUGCUCCGAAAGCACAGGUUCAGCAGUCAACAGGCACUCAUCUAGAUAUCCUGCUUUUUCCUUUGGGUUUAUCGGAUGAAACAAGUGAUGGGACAGUUGCUCUUGUGGAUGAUUCUGAGGAUCCUGCAGGCAAUGUAUCAAACAUCCAGCUUCAGCAAAAAGUUUCAGAUCUGGAGAUGAAACUCAAAAUGUCUGAAGAAGAAAAACAAAGGAUUAAAAAGGAUGUAGAAUCAUUGAUGGAAAAGCACAGUAUCUUAGAAAAAGACUUUCUAAAAGAAAAAGAGCAAGAAACCAUUUCCUUUCAAGAUAGAUACAAAGAACUGCAGGAAAAACAUAAACAAGAAUUGGAGGACAUGAGGAAAAUGGGCCAUGAAGCACUUGGUAUUAUCGUGGAUGAAUAUAAGGCACUACUGCAGUCUUCAGUGAAGCAACAAGUAGAAGCUAUUGAAAAACAGUACAUGUCUGCAAUUGAGAAGCAAGCACAGAAGUGUGAGGAGCUGCUGAACGCUCAGCAUCAGAGGCUCCUUGAAAUGCUAGAUACAGAGAAGGAACUGUUAAAAGAAAAAAUAAAUGAAGCCUUGAAUCAGCAAUCUCAAGAACAGAAGGAAAUAUUGGGAAAAUGUUUGGAAGAAGAAAGGCAAAAAAAUAAGGAAGCAUUAGAAUCUGCCGCAAAGCUAGAACAAGAAGCAAUGAAAGAGGUAGUUAUGAAAGCCAUAGAAGAAGAAAGAAAGAAUUUGGAAAAGGCUCAUGCAGAAGAAAGGGAAUUAUGGAAAACAGAACAUGCAAAAGAUCAAGAAAAGGUAUCUCAGGCCAUUGAAACAGCUAUACAAGAACAGAGGAAAAUAAGUCAGGAAACUGUUAAGGCAGCAGUAAUAGAGGAGCAGAAGCGAAGUGAGAAGGCUGUGGAGGAGGCAGUGAGAAGAACAAGAGAUGAGCUGAUUGAGUAUAUAAAAGAACAGAAAAGGCUUGAUCAAGUCAUCAGACAGAGAAGCCUGUUCAGUUUGGAGCUGUUCCUUUCCUGUGCACAGAAACAGCUAAGUGCUUUGAUAGCUACGGAACCAAUUGACCCUGAAUAAAGAGAACAUGACAGGCUGACCCAGAGCUGGUGUUCCAUCAAUCAUUAGACCUCUAAGAUACACUGUGCGAACCAUGAAGACGCCCCCACACUUUAGAUAAUUUAUUUCCAGUUCAAGGAUAAGCCAAAACAGUGUGUAGCACUGUCAGUGGAUUUAUUUUAUUUUCUACUUUGCAUUUACUUUUAUUUUAAUAAUAUCAUAGCAUCAAUAGAAUAUAAUAGGACCUAAAAGCCAUAAAAAAUGCACACUAUCAAAAGUCAAUUAUGUAAAUUUUAUUGUCUCUGGUGAUCUGUUAUAUAUGGUGAUCUUUAUUCUGUUGGCAAAAAGAAUAAAGA
This is a messenger RNA of Fukomys damarensis (Damara mole-rat), 1806 nucleotides long. It is a transcript of the gene Ccdc91, whose product is annotated as coiled-coil domain containing 91. Gene Ontology annotation, cellular component: trans-Golgi network. Gene Ontology annotation, biological process: Golgi to lysosome transport. The transcript is spliced from 13 exons. The record is from RefSeq and is a predicted model, not a curated record. NCBI's taxonomy places the organism in Eukaryota, Metazoa, Chordata, Mammalia, Rodentia, Bathyergidae. The coding region runs from base 233 to 1471 and encodes 412 amino acids.